AUGUUGAGUGCGGCCGCAUCCCGCCGUGCCGUGCGGGCGGCGCUGCCGGAAGCGGCCGCGGGGCGGUUGUUGACAACAUGGCGGCCGCGGGCGCCGCCGCGGGAGGAAGAGGCGGAGGGAGCGGCGGUGGCGGCGGGCGGGCGCAGCAGCCUCAUUCAUAGGACCCGGCGCGCUGCCUUCCCUCCCUCCCGCCUUCCCCCGCCCCGGCGGCCGCCUCGCCCCCUCCCCGGCGCUAUGUCCUUUUUCAGGCGGAAAGGUAGGGGGGCGGUGGGCGGGCGGCCGCCGGGCUCGUCCCCCGCGCGGAUGCCGGGCCCCGGCCCAGCCCCUCCGGGCAUCGCCACCGGGCCCCGCGAGGACGCGCGGGCCUUGAGGAGCGGUCUCCCCGCCAAUGACGCUCCAAUCCCAGUACAUUCCCCUCAGAGAAGCACUAGGAAUCAUGCCUUGCUGGAGGCUGCAGGACCAAGCCAUGUGGCCAUCAAUGCCAUCUCCGCCAACAUGGACUCCUUUUCCAGCAGCCGCACAGCUGCCCUCAAGAAGCAGCCAAGUCACAUGGAAGCUGCUCACUUUGGAGACUUGGGCAGAUCAUGUCUGAACUACCAGGCUCAAGAGACCAAAUCAAGCCUUUCCAAGACUCUUGAACAAGUCCUGCAGGACAGUGUAGCCCUCCCUUACUUCAUCCAGUUCAUGGAGCUGCGCAGGAUGGAGCACUUGGUGAAAUUCUGGUUAGAGGCCGAGAGCUUCCACUCUACCACCUGGUCUCGCAUCCGCGCGCACAGCCUGAACACAGUGAAGCAGAGCUCCCUGGCAGAGCCAGUGUCCCCCUCCAAACAGCAGGAAUUGGCCUCCUCUCCUCCUGCUGGGUGGCUGGAGGAGAGGCUGGAGGGCUCUGGCACAGCCCAGCUGCUCCGGCCUGAGCCUGACAGAACUGCCAGCUGCCAGAACGACGUGGGGCUGCUGGGGCAGGAGAGCCACAGCACCAGUGCUCUGGCUCUGAGGAAACCAGAGACAGGGACUCACUCUCUUCCAGCUGAUCAGCAAGGAUCUUCCAAGCUUUCAGUAUCAAAUAGAAACAGCCCCUCCUCUGCACUAAAGGACUUGUCAGGAAAACUCAUGAAAAGUAUAGAACGGGAUGCAGUUAGUACUUUUACCAAAUAUAUUUCUCCAGAUGCUGCUAAACCAAUCCCUAUUACAGAAGCAAUGAGAAAUGACAUAGUUGCAAAGAUCUGUGGGGAGGAUGGCCAAGUGGAUCCAAACUGCUUUGUUACUGCACAGUCCAUAGUGUUCAGUGCAAUGGAACAAGAGCACUUUAGUGAGUUUUUGCGAAGUCACCAUUUCUGUAAAUACCAGAUCGAGGUGCUGACCAGUGGGACUGUGUAUCUGGCUGACAUUCUGUUCUGUGAGUCAGCCCUGUUCUACUUCUCUGAGUACAUGGAGAAGGAAGAUGCAGUUAAUGUGUUGCAGUUCUGGUUGGCAGCAGAUAAUUUCCAAUCUCAGCUUGCUGCCAAAAAAGGCCAGUACGAUGGGCAAGAAGCACAGAACGAUGCCAUGAUUUUGUAUGACAAGUACUUCUCCCUGCAGGCCACACAUCCUCUGGGGUUUGAUGACUCUGUGAGGCUGGAGAUUGAAUCCAACAUCUGCAGGGAGGGGGGGCCUCUCCCCAGCUGCUUCACCACUCCCUUAAGGCAGGCGUGGACAACCAUGGAGACGGUUUUCCUACCUGGUUUCUUGUCCAGCAACCUUUACUACAAAUACUUGAAUGACCUCAUCCAUUCAGUACGAGGAGAUGAAUUCCCAGGAGGGAACAUUGCACUGAGUAUUCAUGGCCCUGGCAGCUCUCCUGACAGUGAUUCCAUAGGGAGCAUGGAUGGCUCUGCCUCUCAGUCCAAUGUCAAAAAGGCUAAUGUUAAAAUCCUGAAAAAUUUUGAUGAAGCAAUAAUUGUAGAUGCUGCAAGUCUGGAUCCAGAGUCUUUGUAUCAACGAACAUAUGCAGGGAAGAUGACGUUUGGAAGAGUCAGUGACCUGGGGCAGUUCAUCAGAGAAUCUGAACCAGAGCCUGAUGUCAAAAAAUCAAAAGGGUCCAUGUUUUCACAAGCAAUGAAGAAAUGGGUUCAAGGAAAUACAGAUGAGGCUCAAGAAGAGAUGGCUUGGAGGAUAGCAAAGAUGAUUGUCAACGACGUCAUGCAGCAGGCGCAGUGUGAGCAGCCUUUGGAGAAGGUCACCAAGCUAUGAUUUUAGAAACUCCAGGACAGAAAAUCUGGUUUUCCACUUUGAGAAUGAGUGAACUUUCUCUAUUGGUGGAUUCUUUAACACAGCCAAUAAAAACAAAGCACUGUUACUCCAACCGCUGGAAUCUCCCUCAUUUCUAAGGAAGAAUGAAAAAGAAGCAAUCCUGGACCUCCACUGCAGAGAGUGAAGAAACACUUUUCCCUGGAGCAUGUGGCAUUCACAGUAACAAUGGUUCUAAGAUGAAGAUGCAGUUUACGAGAAACUGUGAUCAACUUCACAAAUACUUGACCUGUCUCAAAAAAAGACUUUUAAGCAAAAUAUCUGGAAUGGGACACAGAGGCCACAACAAAGGGGAAGGUUGUGGUGCAGUUUCUAGUUCUACUGCUUGUAGUUUUUAAACACAGAAUUGGAAGGGCUGUGAGGCGAAUCCAUUGGCAGUGAAUGACCUGGAAAGUUCUAAGUUUCAUUUUCCAUUACUUGAAAUAGAUGAGUAUUCACCUGUAAGAUAAAUGUAUUUUACUGCAUAACUGCAUUAACUUUAAAGGCAGUGUAGAAGGGUCAGGAACUCCUCCUUGUUGAGCUCCUACACCUGCACACACACACACACACACACACACCUCCCCUGCUUCUACCACAGAGCAGAUCUAAGGCUGGUCCUGCAGCCCCUCUGCUCUCACCUUCCGAGCAGGUUGGACCCUGCAGACUGCUCCACUUCCUGUCCUCACCAUCCCAUGAGCAAUGAAAAAAGGAAUUGCUGCCAUUCUCCAUCGCUUGUUGUCCUCCACCCAGCGUAGUAUCUAAUUCCAGAUGUUUGGUUUACAAAGAAAAACAAUUUUUAACGCCCUCUGGCCUUCUUCCUGACACUGUCAACACUUACCAUGUUACACAGCACCUCUCUUUUUUUUCCCCAGCAAAUUGAUUUUGCAGGGUAGCAGAAGUACUCAGUGUCUCACCAUUAUGUUACUGCUGCAUUUUUAGUAUAUGACACUUUUAUUUGGGGUCUUUUUUUCUUUUUUUAUUCUAAUGAUUGCUUUUUUCCUCAAACUCGUGCAAAGAAAUCACUAUGUGAAGAACUCAAAUCAUUUCCAAUGUUCAGAAUAUCUUGAUUGACUAGAAAGUGUCAUUCUGUUGCAAUAUUUGAUUGUAUAGAGACACACUGUAUUGUUAUGAAAAAGCAAAAAGGCUGUGUAUAGGUUUUUGGUACUAUGUACCACCUCUUAUUUCUCUCAUACCCAAGCAUUCAUGUACUUAAAACAUACUAUAUUUAAUUGUGUUUUGAUUUAAAAUAUAUAAGUAUUAAAAUUU
Pseudopodoces humilis (Tibetan ground-tit) is the source of this 3531-nucleotide messenger RNA. It is a transcript of the gene AKAP10, whose product is annotated as A-kinase anchoring protein 10. Gene Ontology annotation, biological process: intracellular protein localization. Gene Ontology annotation, molecular function: protein kinase A binding. The record is from RefSeq and is a predicted model, not a curated record. NCBI's taxonomy places the organism in Eukaryota, Metazoa, Chordata, Aves, Passeriformes, Paridae. Gene Ontology annotation, cellular component: mitochondrion; plasma membrane.